AACAAGAAGAAGAAGAAGAAGAAGAAGAAGAAGAAGAAGAAGAUGAUGAUGAUGAUGAUGAUGAUGAUGAUGAUGAUGAUGAUGAUGAUGAUGAUGAUGAUGAUGAUGAUGAUGAUGAUGAUGAUGAUGAUGAUGAUGAUGAUGAUGAUGAUGAUGAUGAUGAUGAUGAUGAUGAUGAUGAUGAUGAUGAUGAUGAUGAUGAUGAUGAUGAUGAUGAUGAUGAUGAUGAUGAUGAUGAUGAUGAUGAUGAUGAUGAUGAUGAUGAUGAUGAUGAUGAUGAUGAUGAUGAUGAUGAUGAUGAUGAUGAUGAUGAUGAUGAUGAUGAUGAUGAUGAUGAUGAUGAUGAUGAUGAUGAUGAUGAUGAUGAUGAUGAUGAUGAUGAUGAUGAUGAUGAUGAUGAUGAUGAUGAAGAGGAGGAAGAAGAAGGAAAAGAAGAAGAAGAGUACGCAGUUUAA
This is a messenger RNA of Schistosoma rodhaini, 455 nucleotides long. NCBI's taxonomy places the organism in Eukaryota, Metazoa, Platyhelminthes, Trematoda, Strigeidida, Schistosomatidae. The record is from the annotation of a GenBank genome assembly.